Phlebotomus argentipes is the source of this 456-nucleotide messenger RNA. RefSeq lists its product as uncharacterized. The transcript has a single exon. The coding region runs from base 1 to 456 and encodes 151 amino acids. Lineage: Eukaryota; Metazoa; Arthropoda; Insecta; Diptera; Psychodidae. The record is from RefSeq and is a predicted model, not a curated record.
AUGAAAUUCUUCGUUGUCUUCGCCGUCGCCGUGGUGUUCGCCGCCUACGUUUCCGCCGCCCCAUCCGCCGAGGAGGUGUCCGCCGAGGAGACCGCCCUCUCAUCCGCUGAGGCCGUCGAUGAUGAAGUCGUGAGGGCGAAGAAGUCCACAUACGGAGGCCACCACGAGCACCACGAGAAGCACCACGGCUAUGGACAUCAUGAGAAGCACCACGGCUAUGGACACCACGAGAAGCACCACCACGAGGCCCACCACGGCUAUGGCCACCACCACGGUGGACACCACGGCUAUGGACACAUGGGACACGCCAAGCACUACACCUACGGCUCUCCCGCUCCCCAUGUGCCAUGCGGUCACAACCUGGUCUUCGGAUGCCACCCCGCUGUGGCCCCAGCCCCCUGCGCCGCCCACCACGGUCACCACUACGGUCACCAUUACGGACACCACGGUUACUAA